Molecule: messenger RNA, 5289 nt
Organism: Nymphalis io (European peacock)
Lineage: Eukaryota; Metazoa; Arthropoda; Insecta; Lepidoptera; Nymphalidae
Gene: fbl
Product: pantothenate kinase 3
Exons: 12
Coding region: 589-1953 (454 amino acids)
Biological process (GO): coenzyme A biosynthetic process
Cellular component (GO): cytosol; nucleus
Molecular function (GO): ATP binding; pantothenate kinase activity
Source: RefSeq, a predicted model, not a curated record
UUCGGUACGCGACCGUCGUCGCGCGCGAACGUGUUACGCUGUCGUUUUCUAAAUGUUUUCAAUCGAUUUACGAAUAAUAAUCGAAGUUUCGGCCGUGAUUAUAUAUUAUAAUUUAUUUAUUUAUAAAAUAAUUGAUUAUAUAUUAAUUAAUCUAUUGGACGUCGGACGUUUGUUGAGUAUGGAUGGUGAUGAUGAUACUUGAUAUGGCUUAAUUUUUUUUUUUUUAAAUUUUAUUAUUUAUUCAAUCUGUGAUACUAGUGUUGUUAAUAUAUAUUACGUUUUACGAUAAAUGAAAAUGGCCGAAAGAAGCGGAGUUAUUACAAUUCAUCGUCCAUAGAUUUAUGCCUAGACCUGCAAAAGGUUCCGUCCAGCCUACGAAUAACAUAAACAUUCUCUAACCGCUCCGGAAUCUUUCGGGGCACAAAUUUCAAAAUACCUAAGACCCUUUGAUCUAUAUGUCCGGGCCUAUCAAUAAUACAAAAAAAAAACAAAGAUCCACAAUCGCUAACAAAUGUUUCAAACAUGCCUCCAAUCCUGAAUACAUAAGAAUGUUGUAAUCGAUCCUUGACGUGAGCUGCGUAUGCGCAGAUGCGACUGCACCGUUGUGAAAGCUGCCUCGCGGCCUGCCGGCCCGAGCGCGGCUCUCCUUCCCGGACACUCGUCAGGAGCAAUCAAUUGAAAAAAACGAGACGGUCGCCGUACAAAGCGCCGCCUCUUAUUAAAGAAAUCAAAAUGGCGGAAUCUGCACCGCCCACACCACCCGACAACAAUGCACCGCCCAUGCCCUGGUUCGGUAUGGACAUCGGGGGCACUCUCACCAAGCUCGUGUACUUCGAGCCCCGUGAGACGAACAGGCGGGAGCUGGACAAGGAGACGGAGAUAUUGAAGAAUAUAAGGAGAUAUUUAACGAGAAACUCGGCGUACGGUAAAACGGGGCGACGGGACGUCCAUUUACAGAUGGACAAUGUAACAAUCCGAGGUCGAAGAGGUACCCUCCACUUCAUCCGGUUCCCGACGAGUGAAGUCGGGGCGUUCCUGCAGCUCGCACGUUCCAAGGGAAUGGCGGCUCUCGUAAACACUAUAUACGCGACCGGCGGAGGCGCUUACAAAUUCGAAGAGGAUUUCAUUAAGGAAGUAAACAUGCGUCUGUCAAAACUGGACGAGCUCGACGCGCUCAUAGCUGGAGUACUGUUCGUGGACUCCAUGAACCCUCAGGAGUGUUACUACUGGGCGCCGCCCGAGCAGCCCACAAACAGCAAGGACACGCCAUACUUAGAACCAGCUCUGAGCCAGUACUCGAGGAAGCCGUUCGACUUCUCCAAUCCCUAUCCAUUUCUGCUGGUUAAUAUUGGCAGCGGCGUCUCCAUGUUGGUGGUGAACGCACCCAACGAUUACUACAGAGUUAGCGGUACCAGUCUCGGCGGUGGUACCUUCCUCGGUCUCUGCUGCUUGCUGGCCGGCUGCAGCAGCUUCGAGGAAGCGAUCGCUCUGGCGGCCUCCGGUGACAACACAACGGUGGACAAGCUGGUGCGGGACAUAUACGGGGGAGACUACGAGAGGUUUGGACUAAGGGGUGACUUGGUAGCUAGCAGCUUCGGCCACAUGUGCGCGGCGGAGCGGCGCGCGCGCGUGUCCCGCGAGGACCUGGCGCGCGCCACGCUCGUCACCAUCACCAACAACAUCGGCUCCAUCGCGCGCCUGUGCGCCUCCAACGAGCGCCUCGAGCGGGUGGUGUUCUGUGGCAAUUUCCUAAGAGUGAACCCGCUAUCCAUGAAGCUUCUCUCCUACGCGAUGUCCUACUGGUCGCGAGGUGCUCUGAAGGCGCUGUUCCUUGAACACGAGGGAUAUUUCGGAGCGGUCGGCUGUCUCCUACACUAUGACAGUAAAAACCAUAAACAAGAGAACGUAUCGCGACACGCGACCCCGCCGGACUGCAGGCACGCAGACAGAUGAGCCCAACUGUAUAUAUAUAUAUAUAUAUAUAUAUAUGUGUGUAUUGGUGUGUGAGGGAAUACACGUUUGUAUAGACCAGUUUGCAUUGACGAUGCUUUCAGCUUUACAAGUUUUAAAAUAUAAUGAAACGAUUAGGGAUGGGUCGUAUAAUCGAUAUAUUCGGUUGUUUUAUCGAGCAUUCGUUAUCGAUUUACGUUUUGACUAAAAUACUAGACAUUAUGUCGAAUGUUGGAUUCAAAAAUUGAAUCCAAUGUUGAAACAUUUUUCUGACUUGAUGGUAUGUGGUAAGCAUCGCCCAAAGUGGCACGGUACGAACUAUCCCUAACAUCGCCAAUGCGUCACCAAUCUUGGGAAUUAAGAUGUGACGUCUCUUGUGCCUGUAGUUACACUGGCUCAUCACCUUUCCAACCGAUACACAGUACCAAGUAUUGUUGCGAGGUUGUAGAAUAUUCCAGACGGUAUUAAAUAUACAUUGAAAACAUCAGGUCGUUCAAAGCUUCCGAUCUCUAACUCAUUAUAUAAUCAUUUUCCAAAGACAGUUCACUUUUGUCAUAAAUAUACAAAAUUUUAAUAUUGCGGCAUAGAUAAUACUCGUAUUUGAUAAAAUCUAAACUCGGUACAUCACUAGUAAUGUUUCACUUCCCCCCUUGAGUUGGACGAUUAACUUCCAAAUUUUUUUAUGUCUUUAAUACAUAGAGACGCUACACUAGUAUUAAAAAAAAGCUAAUUUUCUUCUAUGUCCUCUUUACUCUAUCUCCCUUCUACUAGCUUACUUAUAUAAGAGACGGUAGAUCUAACUAUAGUUCGGCUGCUGUGAGAAUGCGGUUCUGACGUCACGAUUAUAUGUCUAUUAUAUAACAGACAUAACCUUGUGACGACACGGUACGAUUUAAAAAAAAAAAUUUUUUUUUUAUUAAAAAAUAUUCGCAGGUUGAACAAAUAAACGAUAGUAAUAUUUUUGUCGUAGAUUCCUAUAUCACUUCGAACGAAAUCGUUUCUAUUGCCGGACUUAUAAAUUGUCCUACGUGAAGGUUGAAAACGUGUCAACGCGACACGACACGGAAAUAUCGAAUGUCCUUGUGUGUCGUUGUGUGUCUUUGUGCGUCCGUGUGUGUCCUUGAGGCCUACUUAGUCGCACUAUUGAGUCUGCUAAUGAACGCGACACAGAACUCUCUAAAUAUGUUUUGUUCUUGAAUAAAAUUAUUGUCAUCGUUGUCUAGUAAUAAUGCAGUUAACUCGAGUUAACAGAUAUCGAUAUGUAUCAGUGUUGCCAACAUCUGAAAGGCAUCCCCCCUAGCACCAUCUCGAAUUUGCCUCGCUCCCCCCUAACCGAUGAAUUGAAAUAAAUAGAAAAUACAUUUUUAUUAUUAUUUUAAAAAAGGCAGUGUACUGCAAGCAGCAGUAAACUUUAGAAGAGUUUAUCCAAAGAGAGAAUGUCUCUAAAAAAUUUUGCCCCUGAAAAUACCCGAUUCCAUGUAACUUCCUCCCAAAUUUAAGGGAAAAGCCCCCAAGUUGGCAACACUGAGAUGUAUAGAAUGAAAACAGCGCCGUCUAGUGACAAUAUCGGAAUUAUAUACAAAUCUAAGUUAACGUAAAUGCUAUCGAAUAAGUCGCACAAGGCAUUCUGAAUGGGACACGUGUAAUAAAGUUCGCAUUAUGUCGCAUCUCGUUUCUCAGCUAGGACAAGUGAUCGCUUCGUCUCGCUCACACUUUCCAAUACGUAUUUACUUCACAGCUAGACAGAAAACUUUAUCGCCUAUCUGCCUUACAAAUAAACAUUGUAUAUUAAUAGUUACACAAUGUUUCGUCAUCUUCUCUCGAAUGUCUCAUUAUUCAUGUCAGAAAGAGACAAAACGAUAUGUAACUUUAAUGUUUAUAAGUAAAGGCGACAAUUUCUAUUUAUUUUGCUAUAUUAUAAAUAUAAGAAGUGUUGUCAUAUCAUACUGCACAAAUUUCAAUACUUAUGCAUACUGGUACUUUUAUUUAUAUUUAAAUAAUUAUUUUACAAAAUCGCUCGUUAGUGCAAAUGUUUUUUUCGUUAUUGUAUUUUUUUUAUUAUUAUUUAUAAAUAGAACGCCUUGAAAGUUACAUUAUAUUAAUAAAAUAUAAGUAAAUAAUCAGUGUUUGUGCUAUCUUGUGAAGUACUUUUUUUUAAUAUUUUAGUACGGCAAACGAGCAAAUGAACUGGCAAUGCUCUGCCUUGAUAUUAAGGUCCAUUCUGCCUGUAAUUAUACCGGCUAACUCACCUUUCAAACCAGAACAGCAAUGCUGAUGUGUGGAUGGUAGUAACAUUGAUGGGCCUGCACAAUAACCACCGUGUCAAAUGUCUACAUGAGAAUUUAUGUACUUGCAGUUACGGAUGGUGUUUUGAAAAUAUUUAUAAAAUAUAAUACUGCUACGAGCUAUAAAGUUCAAAAAUAUUAAACUUUAUUAUUAAAUUUGUUAAAAUAUAAUGAAUAACACAUAUAUGUCUGCCCUGGGACUUUGUACGGGUGAAAAAACAUUUUUUUUUUUGUUAAAAAAUAUCACCGAUUACAAUCUAAACCAUCUAGGUACUCACAGACACAAAAAAAAACAGAUUCCAGUGGCAUACACCCACACAGAAGAAUUAUAUAUACAUAUAUAUUAUAAUUUCAGAUAGGACGGGGUUUCGGAAAGAUUAAAUAAAAUGGAGUAGGUAUCUAAGACGCUUCGUACAUACCUUUACGUUUUUAUGACUAGUACAGACAGACAAACAUUCUACGAAGACAUGAAACGCAAAUGAUUGGUAGAGUUAUAUAUGUUUUAUAUAUCUAAUAUCAUCUUUUAUAUAUUAAUAAAUAAUUAUUGUUAAACGUUUUGUGUAAACAAACAAUUAUUAUCGAAUACAUUUUGUUAUUGUAUAAAAAAGGAUAUUUUAUUAUUUUUUUUACUUUAAAUUUCUAAGUAAGUAUUUAAUUUGAUAGUAAUUUUAAUGUUUGUUAGAAAUAUGAUGUAAUAUUUAUAUAUAAUGCUUGCUUGAACGACGCAACAAUUAAAAGUAUUAUAAGGUUUUUAAACGCAAUAGCGACGUGUCAAAUUGCUAUGACGUUUCGCGCCAAAUUUAUAAAAAAAAGUUGACCUGUUACGUUUGAGGUAUAAGUUAUUUAUUCUAGAGAAUUUUGUAGUUCCAUAUUUUGUCUUACCCGCUUAAUAUAUAGAUAAAAUUUAGUUUCUCUGUAAUAUUAAAGGGGGUCAGCUGAUGUAUGGUAUAAGAGAGGUAAUUUUUAUUUUUAGUGUAUUGUACGGAACGAGGGGCUCUGUACGGGCUAUUUUGGACAUUUUGUAUAAUUAUUAUAAAUAAAAAAUGUAAUAUUA